This is a messenger RNA of Vanessa atalanta (red admiral), 3188 nucleotides long. RefSeq names its product neutral ceramidase-like (gene CDase). Lineage: Eukaryota; Metazoa; Arthropoda; Insecta; Lepidoptera; Nymphalidae. Gene Ontology annotation, biological process: ceramide catabolic process; sphingosine biosynthetic process; long-chain fatty acid biosynthetic process. Bases 444 to 2537 code for a protein of 697 amino acids. Gene Ontology annotation, molecular function: N-acylsphingosine amidohydrolase activity. The record is from RefSeq and is a predicted model, not a curated record. The transcript has 14 exons. Gene Ontology annotation, cellular component: extracellular region.
UGACAAUGUCAUAACUGUACACUGAUUACUAACGGGACAGUUAUUAAGUGUACUGAAUAUAAAUAAAUGCCUAGUUUCCUUAACGAUCCUUACUCUACGCUGACCAACGCAAUAAAACGACCGGGAUGAAUGGUUGACGCAGACGGCAGAAUGCCGCCGAACGGCAGGCAAACGCAGAUACAUAGUGCUGAUCGAAAAAAAAACACCAGUUGGAAACAAGACGUUUAAAGAAGAGGACGUAAAUAUACGCUUUGUUUCUGAACACAGUCGUGCGACACGCGUAGUUUUACCGCGAGUUUCAUUAGUCUUAUCAAUAUUAUUCUUAGUAUAUUUUAGUUAGAAUAAGUACUCAGUGGUUGUAGUGGAUGAUAAAAUGUGAAAUUACCUGAACUGGAGUCACAAUAACAAUUUAAUGUUAUUGAAACAGCGAUUGCGAAUACAAGAUGUCAAGGUUAUUGUGGCGCGGAUCGCUGUGGUGCAUUCUCGGCUGCGUAUGCGCAGUCGGCGCUCUUCGUGUGGGUGUAGGCAUCGCUGACGUCACUGGACCACCCGCUGAAAUUGGUUUUAUGGGUUACGCCAACUUGGAGCAAUCAGGCCAUGGCAUACACUUGCGACAGUUCUCUCGGGCGUUCGUCCUCGCAGAUGACAAUAACUCGACUCGCCUCGUGUUCGUGUCCGUGGAUGCUGCUAUGAUGGGACAUGCUGUCAGAAAAGAGGUACUGAAACGUUUACAAAAACGUUACGGAGAUCUUUACAACGAGGGUAACGUGAUACUGAGCGGGACUCACACGCACUCCACUCCCGGAGGCUUCCUUCUCGACUUCCUCUUCGACUUGCCUAUAUUAGGCUUCGUCAAGGAGACAUAUGUUGCCUACAUAACAGGUAUAAUUAAAAGUAUAAUAAUAGCUCACAACACUCUUACACCAGCCCGCAUGGAAUAUGGCGAAGCGGAGUUAUUGGACGCGAACAUCAACAGGUCGCCAACGUCCUAUCUACGGAACCCAGCUGAAGAAAGAGCGAAGUACAAAUACGAUGUCGACAAAACCCUUGCUCAAGUACGAUUCGUCACCCCUUCGAAGAAGGUUAUAGGGGUAAUUAACUGGUUCGCUGUCCAUCCUACCAGUAUGAACAACACCAACCGGCUCAUAUCAUCAGAUAAUGUUGGUUACGCGUCCAUACUUAUGGAGAAAGCGUUGAACGGAAACAAUACUUUGCCAGGAAAGGGUCGAAUCGUAUGUGCCUUUGCAUCUACCAACCUUGGCGAUGUAUCUCCCAAUACAAGAGGUCCUCGCUGUGAGUUUUCCGGAAAAGUCUGCGACCAGGAGUCGCUACUAUGUGAUUUGCCCAAAGAAAGGUGCUUCGCUUCAGGCCCUGGAAGGGACAUGUUCGAGAGCACUAAGAUUAUUGCCACUAAGAUGUUCGACACGGCCAUGAAAGUCCUCAAUCAGAAGGGCGAAGAUCUGACGGGUCCUCUCGGGAUCAUCCAUCAGUUCGUCGAAAUGCCGAAACAGGAAGUGCCUCCGUACGACCCAGUCACGCAAACUUUUAACGAUAGCGCCCGCGUGAGCGGCUGCGUGCCGGCCAUGGGCUACAGCUUCGCGGCCGGCACGACGGACGGGCCGGGCGCCUUCGACUUCUCGCAGGGCACCACGUCGUCCAACCCGCUGUGGAACGCCGUGCGGGACUUCAUCGCCGCGCCCUCCGCGCUCGACGUGUCCUGCCACCGCCCCAAGCCCAUCCUGCUGGCCACGGGCCGCGCGAAAUUCCCAUAUGAAUGGCAACCACAAAUAGUCUCGUGUUCGGUGGUGCGUCUAGGAGGACUCUUCGUGGCAGCCGUUCCCGGGGAGUUCACGACCAUGUCCGGUAGACGGCUCAGGCAGGUCGUGGCGAAGGCCUCGGGAGCCAAGAGAGUGGUGCUGGCGGGGCUGUCCAACGUCUACGCCGACUACAUUGCUACACCCGAGGAAUACCAGGCGCAGCGCUACGAGGCGGCGUCCACCAUCUUCGGGCCGCACACGCUGGACAUCUACCUGCACAAGUACGCGGAGCUCACCCACGCGCUCGUGCAGGGGACGACAUUAGAAUCUGGUCCUUCGCCACCGGAUUUCAGCGAUCAGCUCAUAACUCUGGUGCCACCCGUGCUGUGGGACUCCGCCCCGUGGGGACACGAGUUCGGGGACUGCGUCAAGCAGCCGCAGAAGUACUACAGCUACAACGACGUCGUCACGGCUUCUUUUGUGUCGGGGCACCCGCGCAACAGCGCGCGGCACGGGCGCUGGUUCGCGGCCGUGGAGCGCCAGCUCGCGCCCCACGACGACGCCUGGCAGGUCGUGGCCAGCGACGCCGACUGGGACACCAGGUUCACAUGGCGCCGAAAUUCGAAGAUCCUCGGUACCAGUUACGCUGACAUCGAAUGGGAAAUCCCCGCGGGGACGCCCCCGGGCACGUACAGGCUGCACCACUACGGGAACUACAAGUACAUCCUCGGGGGUAUCUACCCAUACCACGGGUUCACGGAUCCCUUUGAGGUCACCUAAUAUCUUAUAGGUAUAUAAUAUAUAUGUAAAUACAUUUAUGUUAUUGUAAUUAUAGUCAGUAGUGUCCAAAGAUAGAUAUUUAGCCCUUAGAAUGGUAGAAAUUCUAUGUUUAUUAAAUAAUUUAAAAAUCCAUGAUUAUAGACGAUUCAAUUAAAGAGAUUUUAAUUACUUUUUUUGUAAUUAAUGUUGAAACUAGUCUAUUUAUAUAGCCGUUCGAAAUUUAAAAUUCGAUUUUUUUUUUACAUUAAUGUGGUAAACAAAUUGCGCGUACACGUGAGAGAAGUGAAACUUUUUAAUUAUACAGCUCGCUUUCACUCCGGAUAAUGUCUUCUCGUCUUCUCCUAUGAAGUGUCUAAGCAUUGUGCAUCCAAAAAAAGAAAUCGCAUUUCUCAUCUACCCUACGAUUAUUAAAUCGCUCCUUAAGAAGUUUUACUUCAGACACAAAUUAAAAACAUUUUGCAAUAAAUACUCAAAUCUCAUUCAAUGUCCUACCACCAUAAAGCGAUACUUAUAACUACUUUUCCGAUAUUAUGGCUGAAGUUGAUUGAGCCAAUGUAUAAAAUUACAGCCAUACAGCAAACGCAUUAUUUUUUAAUAGUGCUAUGACGUCACAUUUCUUAGUUGGUAAUUUAUUUGUCUACAUGUAAACUA